AUGGUGACGACGCAUGCCGAGGCGAUGACUUCUGGAACCCUGCCUACCGGUUCCUGUAGAGUCGACCCCGGGGCCAGGUUCAGCCCAGCGGGCAUCUUGACGACCACCGCGUUGGUAGGGCGUGGGUGGAGCCAUGUUUGGUAUGCAUUGGGCUUGUCGGUCGGUUUGACUCCCGCUGAGUCGAGUUGCGGCAGACGCGUUGGUACCUCAUUUCGCGUUUUCUCCCACUCAGCCGCCAAGCUGUUAUUCUCUAUCUUUCACUCGCUUUAA
Molecule: messenger RNA, 270 nt
Organism: Protopolystoma xenopodis
Lineage: Eukaryota; Metazoa; Platyhelminthes; Monogenea; Polystomatidea; Polystomatidae
Source: the annotation of a GenBank genome assembly